Oncorhynchus masou masou (cherry salmon) is the source of this 2167-nucleotide messenger RNA. RefSeq names its product inositol hexakisphosphate and diphosphoinositol-pentakisphosphate kinase 1-like. The transcript has 3 exons. The record is from RefSeq and is a predicted model, not a curated record. NCBI's taxonomy places the organism in Eukaryota, Metazoa, Chordata, Actinopteri, Salmoniformes, Salmonidae. The coding region runs from base 21 to 422 and encodes 133 amino acids.
UGCCACGUCUCACAGCUCAGAUGGAGGGGUGGUGCCACCGUGUGUUUGUGUGUCUCCUCUCCCAUGCAGGCUUUGAAGGCUGCUCCAUGGUGCCCUCUAUCUACCCGCUGGAGACAUUACACAACUCGCUGUCCCUCAAGCAGGUGGACAAGUUCCUCAAUGCCGUGUGUGAGCAUAGCAGCGAUGCCCACGCCAAGACCAUGAAAGCUCUCUCUGCCCUGUUCGACACGUCAAGUCAGGGGUACAGCCAGACACACAUCUACCCCCACCCACCGAAAGCCCUGUCCUCCUCAGAAACUCCUGUCCGGUCCCCCGAAUGCCCACUUUGGUACAGCAGUGGCCCCUCUAGCACAGUGUUCAGUGGAAGGUCCUCUUCCCCCACCUCAGUGAACCCAGACAUACAUUUCAACUUCAGUGAGUAGACCACAGCCCCUCACCGGAUCCCACAGAGAAACUAGAGGACAACACAUCACCUGGAUCCACUCCCUAUUAAUCCAUCCACCCACCCAUCUGUCCACCCACCCAGCCAUUCAUCUGUCCACCCAUCUGUCCACCCACCCAGCCAUUCAUCUGUCCACCCAUCUGUCCACCCACCCAUCUAUUCAUCUGUCCACCCAUCUGUCCACCCACCCAGCCAUUCAUCCAUCCACACUGUGACUUCUACCCACCUGUGAGUGCUUUCAAACUAAUCACAGUCACAUACAGUGCUGGACCCUAAGGACCGCCAGUCUCAUUUUGUGGACGAAAACAAACCAAAACCCACUGGCCCCUCCCCUCAGGCGGAUGUGUGUCUAACCAACACUCUGCCCCAGUUGAGCGACAGCGAGGGGAGCCUAUCCCCAGGCUCCUUUGCAAUGUAUAGACGGACCUGAAGCUGGACGCAUCGCUGCAGUCUGUCCCAGAUUCAGACUGUGGCUGCUGAUUUAGACACGAUGGGAGAAACAGGAGCUGAUUAUUUCCAUGCUUCAUCCAAACCCUAUUCUAUAUGGAACUGCCCACACAAAAUGUGUCUGUGCAUUGAGUACCUCCUCUCUCUGAGGGAGGGAGGCAGGUUCUGCAUUUUCAGUCAUGGCUGACCAUAUUCUUUGGAACAGUUGAGCCAGUUGAUUAAAUACUUUCUCCAGUUUUGUUGGUGUUGUCCCUUUAUUUUGUGUAUACUGUUUGGGGUUUCCUUUAAAUGAUUUUGGGGGAAAGGGUACAAUACAAUGGGGAUACUAUUUCCUGUCAUUGUCUACACAGCAUUUUCAUACCACUUUGUCGCAAAAUAACAACUCAUUCUAUACACAUACUGGUUAUGUUUGAAGUGGAAAAUAUAUUCCAUAUACCUCCUUCAACCUACCAAACAUAUAAACACACGUGCCUCAACUCCCUUACAACGAGAAUCAGUGUUACUGAAUCUAUUUUUUUACAGUGUUUCAAGGGUAAACCACUCCAGAGGAAGUAGCUGACUGUCUUUUAGGCUACUUCCGUCUGGACUGGAUCCAGUCCUCAUACUGGUUUAAACAUGUCUGCUGUUUUGCCAUAGUUAAGUGUUUAAUAUGAAUUUAAACGAUUCUAUAUCAUAUGUUGUAAUGCAUAAUAUUUUGCCAUCUGUGUUGCACCUGAGAGGAUAAUAAACAUAUAUUGAAUAUGUAAUUAGGGCUAAAAAAAAAUAAAAAUAAAUGAGAUGGGAGGGAUCCGUUAAAUCGUUUUUACAAAACAUAUCGUUAUGAAUACAACUUCAUACAAAAUGUUUUUUUCUUUUUUUUUCUUGUACAGUGCCAUUACAUUCUUGGCAUAAUUCUCAGAAUUGUAAAUCUGAAACGUUUCAAUAGAUUAUGUAGAGAACAUGCUUGUCAUUGUGUUUUGUAGUUUGUACGUCGUCUUUUUGUUAUGUAGUCUUGUAUGCUAUCUCAAGGAUGCUCUCAACUGCACUAAUGCAGACCUACCGGAGCUGAAUCUGUACAACAAACCUUUCUUUGACUUUACUUCACGUUGCUUUUUUAUCCUGAUAGUAAGGAUUUAUUUAACGAUUGGUGUUUUUGUAGGUGAAAUUUAGGGCUGUAUUUGUGAUUUUACUUCAUGUGGCAUGUAAUGUCAGCCAAAUACAUUUUGAUGCUGUAUAGAAUCCUCUCCUUAGACUUUCAAAAUAGAAUACCAAGGUUGUUUUAUUAAAAGUCAUAUCGGC